UUAUAGUUUGUAGUAUAUGCUACAGCUCUCAAGGAACUUCAUCGAAUGCAAGAUGCAAAAGAAACUCACAUUAAAAAAAAAAACUGGGUGGAGGAAAGAUUGCUUGGAUAGACCUGUUUCAUUUCAUUCAAGUAAUCAUGCACAACACAAUACUAUAUUCUAUUAUUUCAUAAACCUUAUGACUAAAUUACACCAUUUAUCAGAGUUUGUGUAUAGGAUCGCAAUGUGUUAGUUAACUUGAAUGAACUCUAAUUGUGAUACAUCAAUGCGCGCAAAUGAAUGACGCUGUUACGAAAUGAUUUUCUUCACCCACGUUUGACAUGUAUAAAGCAUGUUAAAUGUCAUAGCGCCGUUGCUAUGAAUACAAACAAACGUCUCUCUCUCUCUCUCCCUCUCUCUCGCUUUCCCUCUCUGUCGCUCUCCCACUUCUCCCUCCCUCCCUCGCGCUGAUGUUUAGUGCUGCUAGUCGCCCGGCAACGACGAGGGCGUGUCCACCGGCAAUCAUUUAAGCAGGAAUACCCGUCUGGGUUUGUAAACUCAGUCUCGCUCUCACUCCGCUGCUCCCUGCAUGGCAAACGCGCGCCAGGAAACCCCCUGAUCCGAGCUCGGGUGUUGUAUCUGUCUGUCUCGCGGCUCCCCCCUCGACCUCGCGCGCCCAUCAGCGCGAGCAACAUGCCGCCACGGACUAGUAAAUAACAACAAACAAGACGCAACCGGGCGGACGCUGACGUCGGAUGCCGGGUGAAUGCAAAUAACGCUUUGCUUAACUGCAGGAGGAACAGAGCCCACCUGGAAGACGCGCAGAGCACCGCAGCAGACUGAUUUUCAUUGAUGAGGCAGCCACCCAAUGACUUGGAGAUGGCUCUGAGUGGGACGCUGCUGCCAUCCAUAUCCACUUUCGCCAACAGCACGACUGUCAAGAGUAAAGCCGCAAGACCCUCUAAUUUACGAUGGAAGGAGGAGUUGUCCCACCUUAAGAGAGCUCCGACAGGAAGCAGUUCCUCCGGCCUGGACCACACCUCGGCCGCCGCCGCUCACUGUAGCAUGGCCAAGAAAGACUCAGAACCAGACCUGGACUUACUGGACUACGACUUCAUCCUGUCCAACUCCCUGCUCAUACAGCAGCAGCAGCAGCAGCAGCAGCAGCAGCAGCAGCAGCAGCAGCAGCAGCAGCAGCAGCAGGAGGCGGCGAUGGCGCGCGGCCCGGCCGAGACCUCGCCCCUGUCCCCGUCCCCCGCCUCCUACUCCUCCUCCUACCCUCUCCCCUCUCCCCAAGGCCCCGCCGGUGAGCUCCUCUACACCCUGCCGGACCUCAGCGACGUGUCCCCGUCCGGGGGCUUCGUGGCGGAGCUCAUGAGGCCCGAGCUGGACCCCGCCUACCUCCACCACCCCGCCCCCGGCGCCAACGCCUCCGCCGCCAGCGUCCACGGCAAGUUUGUGGUGAAGACCACCAUGGACAUGGGCGACUACUGCCAGGGCGUCAACGUGAACGUGAGCAAAGCCCGCGUGAGCGUCGCGUCGGACUCCUUAUCCUCCUCCGCCACCUCCUCGUCGUCGCCUUCGUCGUCUUCGUCGGCUUCGGCGCUGCCGUUUCCGUGCCACCGGAUAAAGCAGGAGAACCUCGGCGACUGCACCAUCGCCCAGCCCCUGGACCUCCAGAUGACCCGGGUAGGCUCCCAGGGCAGGGGGGACCCCACGCGCUGCUUCCCCCACGGGGGCGGGCGCCUGGCGGGCACGGCCGGCAGCAGACUGUCCUCCACCUCCCCGGACCACCAGGUCCUGGGUCAUCACCACCACCAGCACCAGCAGCACCAGCACCACCACACCCCACUGGCCCAGCACGCACAGGGCUUCCACCACAGCUCCCCUCCCCAGGGCUACCCUUCCCCCUUCCCACAGCUGUCCAUGCACUACCAAGAGCCCCACCUGAUCUCCACGGGGGAACGGGUACAAGAGGAGACCAAGCCAAAGCGUGGACGGCGCUCCUGGCCAAGGAAGCGGAUCGCCACGCACACCUGUGACUACGUGGGCUGUGGCAAGACCUACACCAAGAGCUCCCAUCUGAAGGCACACCACCGCACACACACAGGGGAGAAGCCUUACCAUUGUGACUGGGAGGGAUGUGGCUGGAAGUUCGCCCGCUCGGACGAGCUCACGCGUCACUACCGGAAGCACACGGGCCACAGACCCUUCCAGUGUCAGAAGUGCGACCGCGCCUUCUCUCGGUCGGACCACCUGGCCCUGCACAUGAAGAGACACCUUUGAGGGGGGCGAUCUGGAAGGGGAUGGAUCCUGAGGAUGAUGAUAAUGGGGUGAUGGGGGGAGGGGGGGGGGGUGCAGGUGGUGAUGGUGAUGGUGGUGGAGGAAGGCAAACGCCAAAAAGAACUAAACAAAAUCCAAAAAUAUAACCCCUCCCCCCUUCCCACUGAAAAAAUGCCAAAGUUCAUAUUUUGAAAACCAUUCUUUGCCUUCAAGCAAUGCUGGGAAUCAUCACAAGACACACUGUUUGUUGAUAGCUGCUUAUUGAAAAGAAAAUAAUAGCAGGAAUCGUUCUCCGGGAAAGGACCAGCCCUGUCCUUGUGCCGCUGGGACAGGUGAUUUCAACAUGUCCGCUCUCUCGAUCAGGGCCGACUCUCAAGGGACCAAAACUGGAAUUUGUCUCACUUAAAGCAGAACAACCACAAACUUGGAUAACCGAGUGCCAAGAAGCACUUGUGACCUGGAGGAAGGAUAUCGUUGUCGGGCAGACACAGCUAUCCAAAAGCCAUAGCGAGACCACAAACCCCUGCCAGCCGUCUCUCAGUAAUGACACAACGUUUCUUUACAAACUAUUACAAACAAUCGAUAUUUAUAGAGAAAUUUCACCUGCGAUGCCAUCCAAUUCAGGUACAAUUCUAAUUUAUGUUACUGGCAGGUUUUGGGCUCGAAAAGAACGGAUUUACGGGAAUGGUACCAGGGACCAAGAAAGACAACAAACACAGCAACAGCAUGAGAAUGAGAAAGACCUAAAGAGAAUAGGACAGUGCCAUAUGUCUGAGUGUCCUUUUGGAGCUCUACAGUCAGACUAUCUUAUCAGGUGAAAACCCUCCUUCAAUGGUGACGGCAAUCUUCAAUGCACUGCAGCUGCACCGUGCAAUAAUUUAUAGGAGACACACCAAUCAUAUUUUUGUAUUAAAUGUGUAACUCUGAACAAAAUAUUUGUUUUGUUUAAAGCCAAAAUAUAAUAUAAUCCUUAUUUCUUUUUGUACAUUUGUAAAUAGAAAAAUGCUUUCUUAACGUUUUGUAUUUUAUGUAUUUUACAUUAUAAUAAAAACGUAUUUGACCGGA
Messenger RNA from Gadus macrocephalus (Pacific cod), 3327 nucleotides. RefSeq names its product Kruppel like factor 4 (gene klf4). NCBI's taxonomy places the organism in Eukaryota, Metazoa, Chordata, Actinopteri, Gadiformes, Gadidae. The record is from RefSeq and is a predicted model, not a curated record. Gene Ontology annotation, molecular function: RNA polymerase II cis-regulatory region sequence-specific DNA binding; DNA-binding transcription factor activity, RNA polymerase II-specific. The coding region runs from base 832 to 2265 and encodes 477 amino acids. Gene Ontology annotation, biological process: regulation of transcription by RNA polymerase II. The transcript has 5 exons.